Molecule: messenger RNA, 3828 nt
Organism: Closterium sp. Naga37s-1
Lineage: Eukaryota; Viridiplantae; Streptophyta; Zygnematophyceae; Desmidiales; Closteriaceae
Source: the annotation of a GenBank genome assembly
AUGGCGGUGGGCACAGUGGCGGGCGGUGCGGGGGCCGGGCGGAGCGGGAAGGAGGCGGGCGGGGAAAAGGCGGCGAGCACGGCGCGGCUGCUGCGCACCGUGCUGAGCUGGGACUUCUUCCACAUGCUCGCACUCUCCAAGGUGCUGCUCGUUCUCCCCAUGCUUCUUCCCUCCCAGACUCUCGUGCUACCUUUCCUCCCUCACCCCGUGAGGGAGAGGAAGCGGCAGCCCAGGAAGCUCCCCCAACUCCCUCCUGCUGCCGCUGAUGCUGCUGCUGAUGCUGCUGCUGCUGCUGUGGAAGAAAGGGAGGGUGAUGGGGCUAAGGAUGCUGCUUUGGCUGAUGCAGAGGCAGGCGGGGAGGCAGCAGCGACGGAGGGGAUGGAGGUGGAUGGCGGAGAGGUAGGGGAGGGAGAGGCAACAGCAGAGGGAGCAGCAGAGGCAGCGGCAGAGGAAGCAGAGGUGGAGGCAGAGGCGGAGGGGGAGUUGGAGGGCGGGGAGGAGGAGGAUGAGUUGAGGGAGGUACCGGUGCAGUUCAGCAGCGCAGAGGAGUAUGUCGACGUCUUUGAACGCCUGCUGCUGGAGGAAUGCCGCGCGCAGAUCCUCAGAGGGGCCGAGGAGCAAGGCGGCAUGGAGAGUCAUCUGGUGGUGGCGGUGCGCUGUGAGCGCGCCAACGAGUUCCACAUGGUGGGGGUGGCGUCCAAGGAGGCACUCGUGGCGGACUGUCAUGACAACGACCUGCUGCUGCUCUCCAAAGAAAAACCCUGGGGAGGCAGUGCACUACCCAACACAUACGCCAUCGCCAGUGUGGAGUCGCGCGAGACCAAGACGUCCCUGCGCCUGCGACUGUGCCUGGAGGACCCCUGGCAGUGGGCGGACCCCGGGGGACCACCCACCACCGCAGCAGCACCAGACGAAGAACAGGCCGGGGGAACAGCGGCAGGGGGGGAGGGUACUGAAGCAGGGCCGGCCGCGGGGAAGGCGAAGGGGAGGAGGUGGGGGGUGCGGCAGCGGGCGAGGGCGAACCGGAUGCUGUCGUUCCUGAUGGGGGCGGCGGCAACAGGCGGCAGUGCGUGCUGGGUGAGCAAGCUGUGCAACACGUCCACCAUCUCCCGGGAGUAUGCUGCUCUGCGCUCCGCCCCCACGCUCCCCUACAUCCGCACCGUCCUCGCCUCCCACAUGCCCGCCCCGGGGCACACUCAAGCUGUCGCAGCAGCAGGAGGAUCAGGAGGAGCGGGAGGAGCGGGAGGAGGAGUGGAGGACGAGGAGGAGGGAGGCGCGGGCGCAGGGCAGGGGAAGCAGCAGCAGUGGCGGGUGCCGGAGGGGCUGAUGGAGCAUCUGAGUGCGAGCCACAACGAGUCGCAGCUGAGAGCCAUCAAGGGCGGGCUGUCCCGCCGCCCCCUCGUGCUCAUCCAGGGGCCUCCUGGCACGGGCAAGACACAGGCCAUUCUAGGGUUGUUGAGUGUUGUUCUGCAUGGCCGCCCGGCGCACGAGAUGGGGGAUGCCAGCAACGGCGCCCAGCACAUCACCCACAUGACACAGCUGACAUGGCAGCAGCGGCAGCAGCAGUGGGUGCAGGCGUCCCCCUGGCUGCACGGGGUGAACCCGCGAGAAGCUGUACAACCAGAUGAUGAGGAGGAGGGCGGUGCAGGGAGCUCGGGAGGCAACGUCUUUGGUAGCACACAGCAGGUGGAGGUGUUGGGGGGUCAUCGCAAGCAGCGAGCGCACGUGCUUGUGUGUGCUCCCUCCAACGCUGCUCUUGAUGAGAUUGUUUUGCGACUGCUGCACACAGGCCUGAGGGACGACAUUGGAGGCAUUUAUUCGCCGUCGGUGGUGCGAGUGGGACUCAACGCCCACCACUCAGUGGCCUCUGUCGCCAUGGAUAACCUGGUAUCCCAGCGUGCCAGCAGCAUGGCGAGGUCAGCAGCGGGGGUGGGGGCCAAGACAGCAGGGGCAGGCGGGGUGGAGCGAGACAGAAUACGAGUCGCCAUUCUCGAUGAGGCCGCCAUCGUGUGUUCAACACUCGCCUUUGCAGGGUCGGGGGUGUUCUCGCGCAUGUCACGGCCAUUUGACGUGGUGGUCAUUGACGAGGCGGCCCAAGCGGUGGAGCCGUCAACGCUCAUCCCAAUGACACACGGGUGUUCACAGGUGUUCAUGGUGGGCGACCCUCUGCAGCUGCCUGCUACUGUGCUCUCCACACGUGCCGUGCACUACGGGUACCAUGGCAGCAUGUUCUCUCGUCUGCAGCAAGCAGGAUAUCCAGUGGUCAUGCUCAACACACAGUACCGCAUGCACCCCAUGAUCCGGCACUUCCCCUCGCACGAAUUCUACGGGGGCGCGUUGAGGGAUGCGCCACAGAUGGCACAGAACACGGCGCGGCCGUGGCACGCGGAGCGCGUGUUUGGGCCGUUGUUCUUCUUCGACCUGCACCAGUCCAAGGACGAGCAGCCUCCUGGAGGCUCAUGGAUGAACACGGACGAGGCGGAGUUUGUGAUGGUGCUGUACCGCCACCUGGUAGCAUUAUACCCGCAACUCAAGGAGUCCUCUGACGUCGGUGUCAUCUCCCCGUACAAGCACCAGGUGAAGCUACUGCGAGACAAGUUUCGAGAGCUGCUGGGCGAGGGGGCUCACAGAGUGGAUGUCAAUACGGUCGAUGGCUUCCAGGGCCGAGAAAAGGACGUGAUCAUAUUCUCGUGUGUGCGGGCGGGGAGGGGCAAGGGGAAGAGCAUUGGGUUUCUGUCGGACUUUCGGCGCAUGAAUGUCGGCAUCACCCGCGCCCGCUCCUCCAUGCUCGUGGUGGCGAAUGCAGCAGCGUUAAUGGUGGACGAGCAUUGGGGCAACCUGGUCAAGCAUGCCCGCUCCACCAACCGAUACCUCAAGAGGCACCUCAAAAGUCACCUCCCUCAUCCUCCCACCCUGCACGUGUCCCGCCCCUUCCACCGCAUCUUUGCCAGCGACCACCUGGAGAAGAUGAGAGUGCUGGCCCAUGCCGAGGCAUGCCAUCUGUCUGCCUUGUCUCAGCCCACACGCUGUCCCAUACUCAGCUACCACAUGAUAACUCCCUCAUCCCCCCCCCUGCAGGUGUCCCACCCCUUCCACCGCAUCUUUGCCAGCGACCACCUGGAGAAGAUGAGAGCGCUGGCUCAUGCCGAGGGCGAGGGGGAGGAGGGCGCGUCAGGAGUGGCAGCCGGCGGCGCAGCAGCAGGAGCACCACCAGCAUCAGCAGGGCCUGCUUUUAAGAAAGCGCCCACGCUGGAGGAUUACGGGGGGAAGCUGGAUAAGGGGGAUGGGGGGGUGGGUGGGGAAGGGGAUACGGUGGCGGAGGGAGAAGGGGAGGAUGAGGAGGGGCAAGGGGCGAUGGGAGGGGAGGAGGAGUUAGAGGUAGCGGUGGAGGUGGGGGACUUUGAUGAGGACAACAUCGAUGGGGAAGGUCUUGAGAUGACUCAGAAGGAGUUAGAGGUAGUGGAUGAGGCGGGGGACUUUGAUGAGGACAACAUCGAUGGGGAAGGUCUUGAGAUGACUCAGAAGGAGUUAGAGGUAGUGGAUGAGGCGGGGGACUUUCAUGAGGACAACCUUGACGGGGAGGGGCCAGUGCUCUCCUUGCCCUGCCCUUCCUCGUGCCUCUGCCUCUCCUCCUGCCUCUGCCUUUCCUCGUGCCUCUGGCUUUCCUCCUGCCUCUGCCUUUCCUCGUGCCUCUGCCUUUCCUCCUGCCUCUGCCUUUCCUCCUGCGCUUUGCAUCCGCCUUUCCUCCUGCCCCUGCCUGAGCUCCUCCUGCCACCUCUCUCCCACAAUCUCAUAUGGCAUGCGCAAGUUGCAUCUUUGGUAUUUUAG